This is a messenger RNA of Rotaria socialis, 1032 nucleotides long. The record is from the annotation of a GenBank genome assembly. Lineage: Eukaryota; Metazoa; Rotifera; Eurotatoria; Philodinida; Philodinidae.
AUGAAACUCGUCCUAGUAUCAAUUGUUUUGUGUGUGGCUGUUUGCGUGGUCAGUACGACGAAGCUACUUGCUUCAUCGACACACCAAUUAAGUCGUCGGGAAACUAGCCUAUUGAAACGAUUAGUCAAACGUCAGGCUCGAACUGAUCCAAGUUGUAAUCCUCGUACAUGUGCUAUACCUAAUUGUGGUAAAGAUUUCGUAGCAGGAACUUUACCGGGUGAAUGUUGUGAAAGAUGUAUACCAUGGGAAUAUGCUAGAAGCAUGGGAAUUCAAUAUCGACAAGAACCACAAACACUUCAAGAUAAUCGAGGUCCACAGCCAACUUAUGAUCCACGCAACCAAUAUGCAUACAAUCAACCUCAACAACAAGCAAGUCGUGCUGAUGUAUACAUCUAUGGACCUGAUGAAGGAGCUCGAGUAUCAAGUGGACAAAGUAUUUACUUUGAUUGUGAAGUCAUUGCACCUAAUAAUCAAUAUGCUCAACCACGUUGGUCACGAGGUGGCAACCAGCCAUUACCAUUCAAAGUACAAAGCACAGCUCUUCCAGGUAAUCGUAAAAUCGCACGUCUUACAGUUCCAGAUGCGACCCGAAGUGAAGCCGGUCGAUAUGAAUGUAGCGCUGGUACAGGCAAUGCUAAUGAACAAGCUUCGAUCGAUUUACAAGUAACAGAUGGCGGCUAUUAUCCUCCACCACCACCACCACAACCACAACCUCAACCACAACCUCAACCUCAACCUCAACCUCAACCGCAACCACAAUAUCCUCCAUAUGAUCCAUACAAUCAAUAUCCAUACAACCAACCAGGUUACUAUCCAGUACCAAACCCUCAAACUCCACCCCCACCACCACCACCACAACCACAACCAGGUCCCGCCCAUGAAGAUGAUGACUCAAAUGAUAAUGAAUAUCAGGUAGAACCAACAACACCAAGACCAGCUCCUCCACCAGCACCUGCGCAACACGAAGAAGGUGGUGAAGAAGUUGAAGAUGAAAGCGAAUAUCCAGAAGAUUAUUCUGAAAAUGAAAAAUAA